AUGGCCGGCAUGGUGCCGUACCAGGAGCUGCUGCAGCUGCUGCGGCACCGGGACGCAGAGCUGGCGCGGCUCCGUGAGCUUUGCCAGGGCAAGGAUACCACGGUGGACUUUCUCAAGACCAAGAUCGUCACCUUGCAGAACCAGGCUCGUGCUGCCUUCAGCGAGCGGGGAGACCACCCGGCUGCUGAGGUGCAGGAGCUCCAGCAGCGCUUGCAACAGUCGCUGGAGGCCCAAGAUGCGGCCCUGCGGCGGCAGGAGGAGUUGUCCCUCGAGCUGCAACACGCGGCUUUGGAGGUGGACGACCUCCGAGCGGAGCUCAAGCAGGCCCGGGUGGAGGUGGGAAGGCUCGAGGCGGAGCUGCAGAAGGUCCAGCUUGAGAACCAGGUGCAGGCCCACAACGGUGUGCCGAAGGAGAGCGUGCUUCUCGCGGUGGAGGAGUUGGAGAGGGAGCUCGCUCAGGAUCUGACCAAGACAGAGGUGCAAAUCUCAGUGGUCGAGGGUGCUACAGGUUCAACCGCCUGCCAGUGCGAAGUCGAGCCGUUGAAUCAAUCGCCGAGCUCCGGAGCGGAGGAGUACGUCCAGGCCUGCACUUCGAUGGCAUUCUCGAUUGGGUGCGGAAAGAUCGCUCAGGCGAUGCCCGAGGAGGAGAACUGCGUUGAGGCUGAGCCGGAGGAGACCGAGGAACCGAAGGCCGAGCCGAAGCCCGCCGAGCCGAAGGUGCUCAGCGCUCCGGAGGUACCUGUGCAUUCCCUUGAUUUGAUGCAAGCCAGAAGCCAGGACUCGGACGCUGAGCCGCAGGCCGCGGAGCCCGCCAGCGACGAGGCCUUGGAGGAGCGCUCACUCUUGGACUCCUGCCGCUCGGUGACUUCUCCGGAGCACAGUCAGGCGGAACACAGUCAGGGCCCGGCCGAGCUCACAGAGGUGCACGUCUCCGCAUCAGGAGCCCUGCUGAACUUGUUUGACAGUUCAGAGGACAGCGCGGCGCUCGCGGCGAAGCGGGAGCGCAUGGCGCGGCAAAUGGAGCGCCGGCGCCAGGCACGCGCACCCCGUGGCCAGCGGGCGGAGGAGGCACGCCGCGCCGCGCCGGCCAAGCGCGAGGAGGCCCCAUGGUCGGCAGGCGCAAGGAGUGGGGCGCAGACUGCUCGGAAUCCGAACUCCGUGAGGCCCGGUGAGAUUAUGGAAUUUCCGAAGGCAACGGCUUCGAGCCCGGAGGACGAGCCGCAGGCCGUGAAGGAUCCGGAACCGCAGGCCACGCCGGCGGCGCAGGAGGCCCCCAGGCCGACACCCUGUCAGCCAGCCGGACCUCAGGCCGGGCCAACUUUGCACGCGAGGUUCGAAGGCCUCCGUGACGAGAUGAAGCGCCGCCGGUCCCAGCACUCCCAGCACCUGCAUGCCCAGUCGCGCCUGGCAGCUCCGUUGGAAGCAGGCGCUGUUGCGGAGGCCAAGACGUCAACGGCAUCGCAGCCAUCGCAGCCAAGCUUUGUGCCUGCAGAGACGCCUCGGUCUCGCAGCCCGGAGGCGCUGACGGCGUCUGCGAGCUUCACGCCUGGCCAGGUCAGCCCUACAUCUGCCAGAGCCAGAGUUCCACACAUCGGAGGCCGAUCCUUGCCACAUCUGGGCUUGCUCGCAGGCGGACCAUCUAUGGUGACCUCCUGCCGGACGACUGGCUCGCUCUCCCCAGGUGGGCGGAACUACAGAGAUGACGUGGGCUGGUGGGCGUCCGGGUCAGGUAGCAUGUCGGUGACUGCGACCCCGCGGGUCUGCGGUUUUACCUGGCGCGAGGAUGCUCCGGUGGUGCUCAGCAGUUCAGUGGCAGUGCCGGGUGACUUGGACCGCUCCAGAAGGCAUUUGACGUACUCGCGGAGCAUGAGCUUGAGCGCCAGCUCCAGUGCCAGCGCCCUUGCCAGGCCAGCAGCAGAGGACCACGACGUGCUGCACGAUGCGGUCCAAAGGUUCUGCGCGCAACAACCGCUGCGUUUUCCACUGUCCCGUGUCUCCAGAGGCGUCUACCUCUACGGCAACAAGAAGUUGCUGAUGGCGUUGCACAACGGAAAGCUCAUGGUGCGUGUCGGCAGUGGCUUCAAAACACUGGAGUCUUGCAUCGGGGAGACGCGGGGGCAUGAGCAGGUGCACUCAAUGAGGCGGAUGUCCCGUACCUGA
Molecule: messenger RNA, 2160 nt
Organism: Effrenium voratum
Lineage: Eukaryota; Dinophyceae; Suessiales; Symbiodiniaceae
Source: the annotation of a GenBank genome assembly